Molecule: messenger RNA, 553 nt
Organism: Musca vetustissima
Lineage: Eukaryota; Metazoa; Arthropoda; Insecta; Diptera; Muscidae
Product: filamin-B
Exons: 3
Coding region: 1-507 (168 amino acids)
Biological process (GO): actin cytoskeleton organization
Molecular function (GO): actin filament binding
Source: RefSeq, a predicted model, not a curated record
AUGGUGUCAAGGCUUGAACAUCCUUCGGGACAUCAAAUGUUUGUGCCAUUAAAAAUCAUUGAUCCCGAAAGAUUUGAAGUAGCUUUCAAGUUAGUUGAAGCGGGUCUAUAUAAAGUUCAUAUCAAAUGUAAUUCAGUAACAUUACCGAAAUCGCCAUUCAUAAUUGUGGCUAUAAGUGGAUUUGAUUUGGAUUCGAAACCAAAAAUGGAAUUGCCUGUCUUCAAAUCGGACGCAUCAAAGGUAACUUAUCGUGGUCUUGGUUUGAGUCAUAUCGUUCUAAAUGAGAAGAAUGAAUUUAUUAUCGACGGCUCUGCAGCUGGAAAUAAUAUUCUAUUUGUGGGUAUAUUUGGCCCCAAAGGACAAUGCGAUGAAGUUGUUGUCAAACAUAUGGGCAAGAAUAUCUACAAAGUUACCUAUCAAGUCGACGAUCCUGGAGAUUAUCUGUUGGCGGCAAAAUGGGGCGAUGACCAUAUACCCGGUUCGCCAUUCUCAUUAAGUACCAAUUAAAUGCCAUACAUAAAUAAGAUGUAGUUUUAAAUAUUAGUUAUAGUUA